Molecule: messenger RNA, 2526 nt
Organism: Eurytemora carolleeae
Lineage: Eukaryota; Metazoa; Arthropoda; Copepoda; Calanoida; Temoridae
Gene: wech
Product: E3 ubiquitin-protein ligase TRIM71
Exons: 20
Coding region: 61-2511 (816 amino acids)
Biological process (GO): proteasome-mediated ubiquitin-dependent protein catabolic process; protein polyubiquitination
Molecular function (GO): zinc ion binding; protein binding; ubiquitin protein ligase activity
Source: RefSeq, a predicted model, not a curated record
AGAGAUAAAUUGGUAUUUUCAGAAAUAUGUCAGUCUGACUGACUUUUAUAAACUUGUAAGAUGUCUGUCCGGUUCCCCGAGGAUGGGCCCAGGAAAACUCCAGGGACUACUCCUGACUCUACCUUGUCCUGUUUACUGUGCCAAGCACAGAUGCAAGAUGCCAGGGUUCUGCCAGGUUGCCUUCAUAGCUUCUGCAAACUUUGUCUAGAGAAACAUUCCGGGGGGCAGACAUCCUUUCCUUGCCCAUACUCAUCAUGUAACCAGGUUGUUUCUCAAACUAUUGACAGUCUUCCAGCCAAUUCAUUCUUCAACACUAUUGCAGACCUUGACUCUGAUAUAGACAAGGAGAGAAUGUUGCCGCCUAUGGGUCGUCUCACGAUCUCUAGCUCGCUAUCCUGUCUGUCAGGACCAGGACAUAAUCUUCCUUCCUCUCUCCUUCCCUCCUGUUCAUCCUCUCUUCUUCCAUCCUCCUCCUCCUCCUCCUCCUCUUCCUUGCUACCAUCUACCCGCCAGGACAAAAACUGGGAGAAUUGGAGACCUGUGGUCGGUCUCUCAGAGGGCCCGGAGACCUGGGGGAAGAAUUCUCUAAACUUUGAUUAUCUUGGAGAUAAUUUUAAACAGCUUGACACCUGGGGAACUGGUGGAGGUGUAGGGGGAGGUGGUGGACUGCUCCAGGAGGGUGCAGGACUACCUCAUCAUAUGAAGAAUCAGAAGUGUGGAGCAUGUGAUGAAAAUCAUGUUGUCAACUCACAUUGCAGGGAUUGUCAAGAGGAUCUGUGCGAAUCCUGCGUGAUUGCGCACCAGCGGGUCAAGCUUACACGUGAGCACGCAAUAUUCCAUUAUCCGGAUACACCCAACCCGAACCGUAUCCAGGCAACCUUCACGUCUCAUCAAACCACAGACUCAGAUGUUAUCAGGGUGUAUAAAGAAACUGUCGAGAAGACGAGACUAGAGAAUGAUCGGCUCUGUCUGGAGGCUAAGGAAGGAUUGCUAGAGUGUGAAACUGCUCUUGUAAAGAUCGCUGCCAAGGAGCGGGAUAUCACUAAUCAAUCUGAUUUAGUCGCCAGGACUAUAAAACAGAUGGUGGAGCAGGUGAUUAUAGGUUUAAAGGAACGUGAAUCACAACUCCUGGACCAGGUCUCGAGAAUACAUCGCGUUAAAUUCAAGAGUCUAGAGGAACAGCAACAAAAAAUAAGAACUUCAAUGCUUCCUCUGAGUGAGAUAAUGAACUCCCUGGAUAAUAUCAACCUCUCUGAUAGGCUCGCCAUCGAGUACAACAAGAAGUUCUCCACAACCUUGGCCAGGAUAAAGAGAGAUCUAGGAACUAUGGAACCUUACGAGGAUGAUAUUAUAAACUUUGUUCCCCUGGACUCUGGUCUACUGUUAACCCUGUCCAAGGCAGGGUUCGUCACCAGCUCAGGGUUCUUCAAGAACAGUAAGGCUGAAGGAGAUGGAUUAAAGAAGGGUGUUCUGGGUAGAACCUGCAGGUUCAUCGUCUUCAUAAAUAAUCACCUGGGAGAACCAAGUUUAUCAAACAGAGAGAAACUUUCUGUCAUGAUACAGUCUCCAGACAGGCAUAAGGUUUGGGUGAAGAUUGGUGAACCUUUGGAUGGACAGUAUCCUGUAGCAUGGAGACCUCAUGUUGAAGGAGAUCAUCAUAUUUAUGUUCAACUCAACUCUGUUUCCAUACCAGGGAGUCCGUUUCACUGUGUGGUUCGUUCCGGACGCGACUACACGACUAUAGGUUCUCCGGUCUGUGUAUUUGGACGAGAGGGAACCAAGGACGGAGAGAUGUGCAGACCCUGGGGGGUUUGCUGUACUAAGGAAGGAUGGAUUGCUGUUGCUGACCGAUCCAACAACCGAGUUCAACUGUUCCAGCAGAACGGAACGUUCCAUCACAAGUUUGGAGUUGAAGGGAAGGGUCCAGGGCAGUUUAAUAAACCCAGCAGUGUCUGCUGUGAUUCAAGAAACCGGUUAAUCGUCUCAGACAAGGAUAAUCACAGAAUUCAGAUAUUUUCCAUCGAUGGUUCGUUCAUCAUGAAGUUCGGAGAAAAGGGUUCAGAACCCGGUCAAUUUAAUUAUCCUUGGGAUGUAGCGGUCAACUCACAGGACAGCAUUCUUGUAUCAGAUACAAGGAACCAUCGGCUUCAGCUGUUUACUCCGAACGGCGAGUUCCUGAAGAAAUAUGGUUUCGAGGGUCAGAGUUGGAAACAUUUUGAUUCGCCUCGGGGAGUAUGUUUCUCAGCUGACGACCAGACUGUUGUUACGGAUUUCAACAACCAUCGUCUGUUGGUGAUAAGAGCUAAUUUUGAAAAUGCACAAUAUCUCGGCAGUAUGGGAACACAGGAUGGAGAGUUUACCCGACCUAAUGGCAUUACAGUGGAUGAUGAAGGGAACAUAAUUGUUGCGGAUUCAAGGAAUAAUCGGAUUCAGGUGAGUUUUAAUUCUUCACACAAAUACUGUUGUAAAAUCUUUAUUUUUCAAUACACGCAAGCAUCAAGAUAUCUCUAAACUAUUGUUUUCGGC